Molecule: messenger RNA, 4473 nt
Organism: Cadophora gregata
Lineage: Eukaryota; Fungi; Ascomycota; Leotiomycetes; Helotiales; Ploettnerulaceae
Exons: 4
Coding region: 394-2970 (858 amino acids)
Molecular function (GO): phosphatidylcholine lysophospholipase A1 activity
Source: RefSeq, a predicted model, not a curated record
GGAUGCACCCGAGUGGGGACUGCAAUCUUCUUCCCAGCCAGGCCUGGACCCUUUCCCUACCGUCGCAAGGUCUUCGCACGAAAUCGAUGGAGUUCAUCCAAAGUCUCUUUUCUCCUGUCUCCAUCUUUCGCUCUUUGGUUCCAGUUUGUCUGCGUGGAAGAUGGAGAAUUGGAACACCUGUGGAACUUCUUUGCAGCACUUUCAAGCUCGCCAGAGCUCGUGAGUAGAAGCGUUUGUGCUUUGCUGCUUUGUGAGCCUUUGGGUUGCGAAAUAACCAGGCCCAAUUCUGUCAACGAUCCUGGAGUUUGCUUUUUGCUUAAUAUCGCGGACGUUUCCGGUUUCAACAAUACUCAGUGGAGCUCAGACGUAGUGCCCCCUACUCUGAACUUCGCUAUGCGUUUUUUCAUGCUAUGCGUUGCCAUAUUUUGGAUAGCUAGCACCACCAAUGCUCUCCACCACCAUCGCAAUGAAGAGCCAUUCGCGGAGCGGACUGAGGCAACGAACCAGGGAAAUGAGCAACAACAAAGAGUCAAACGCGGAUUAUCAAACAACAUCACCUUGAGGAUCCUCACUCUGGGCGCUUCCAUUGCUUAUGGUUACGCUUCAACCAAGGGCGAUGGCUUUCGAAACAGCGUCAGAAACAAGCUGGUAUGGGACGGCAAUCCAGUAAACAUGGUGGGUACCGUCAAAGCUGGGAGCAUGGCUGACAAUGACAUGGAAGCAUGGGGUGGAUACUUGAUCUCUGAAGUCGCCGCGAAGGCGGAGAAUUCUAUCAAGUUCCAGCCCAAUAUUAUCCUGCUGCAUGUUGGCACCAACGACAUGAUACAUGGUAUUGAUGUAGCGAAUGCUCAUAAUCGCCUCGCAACACUCAUUGAUCGCCUGUUUGCCACGAUACCUGGAGUUACGAUUCUUGCUUCAACUUUGCUGCCUACGACUGUGGAACCGGCCAGAGGUAAACUUUUCAACGCCAACUUACCAGCAAUGGUCAAAACUCGCCAGGCUGCUGGAAAGAAGAUCCUACUGGUGGACAUGUCAAGCAAAUUCUUCAGCACAGCUGAUCUCACUGCCGAUGGUAUACAUCCAACAGAUGCCGGAUAUGAGAAGAUGGCUGCUGUGUGGUAUCAAGGAAUCAGUGCCGCAUCUUCCCGCAAGUGGCUCGUGACUCCGACUCGUACAAGUUUCUCGGACGUCGUUGUAGCAGGCAACACGUGCGAUAAAACGGCAGGCAACGAGGUAGGUCCCUACCAGAUUGACGCCGGCUCGGGAAGGAACGAUGGAGAUUAUAUUCAUUCUGCUGUGGCCGGAGGUGGAUAUCUCGGAGUUGGGAAUCCAGCUCCUCUUGGUGUUAACUGGGCGGAUAUCAACGGAGAUGGGCUUGACGAUUAUGUUUAUGUAUCUACUGAUUUAAACGGAGGAUUAGGUGUUGCUUUGAAUACAGGGAACGGCAUCAUGGGUCCAUACUUACGAGUCAAGACAUCUCCUGGAUCUUGUCUACGAAGUGGAGUUCGAUUCGCAGAUAUGACGGGAGAUGGUCGGUCAGAUCUUUGUUGCCUUGCAGCAAAUGGUGACCUGAAUUGCUGGAAGAAUACCGUCGGCUCGGACGCACGAUCUCCCAAUUGGGUCUCUAUGGGCAUUCUGAUCAAGGACAAAGGCUACACGCAAGACUUCGUUCGAUUAGCUGAUAUCGAUGGUGAUGGCAGAGCUGACUACGUGGGCAUCUCGCAAGAUGGAAAGAUCUCAGGCUGGAGAAAUGCAGCAGUAGACAACUCUCAGCCGACUGCCUGGACGCCCUUCAAAGGAAUUGCAUCUGGCCUGAGUCCAUCUUACUCUCCUUCACGCUGGAGGUUCGCAGAUCUGAAUGGAGACCACAAGGACGACUUACUUUAUGUGAACGAAAACGGCCGAGUGGAAACCUUCAUCAACAUGCGAGGAUCAAGUGCUGGACUUGGGCCAGUGUGGAAAUUCAUGGGUGUCACACAUUCUGGAGCAAGCAGCCCUGUAAACGUCACUUUCGGCAAGAUAAUGGGCACUGGGCGAGCAGAUUAUGCAACGAUAAGCGAUAAAUCAAGCCCCGGCAAUGUCUACGCUACAAUCAACAAGAAUAUGGGCAAAGGAGGAACAGCAGUCCGAGGAGAUGGGACUCGCUAUUGCGACAUGACUGGGUCCGGCUCCGACGAUUACAUCUGGAUAUCCUUGAUGGGCGAAAUAACCAUUUACGGGAACAAUCAUAAAUGGGGUACUUGGACGCAGUACGGUGUCGUUUACAAUGUCAACCGAUCCCGGAGAGAAGUGUAUUUUGCAGACUUCGAUGGAAACAAGAGAUGUGAUAUCCUUCUCGUCGACAAAACCAGCGGGGCUACCACAGUGCUACGAAACGACUUCGCUAAUGGUAAGUUUACAUUUACAAACAUCGGAGUUGUGACGGGUACCGCAACGUGCAAGGAGGGAUAUGGCUACGACCUGCAUGACCUCGGCGUUCGAUGGAACGACAUAGAUGGGGAUGGGAGAGCCGACUUUCUGUGUAUGCAAUCGAACGGCCAGCUCUACGGAUAUUUGAACAAAGGGGUCAAUAAUAUGGUUAACCAAGGUCAGAUCAAGCACACCGAAGGGAAAGAGCGGAAAACCUUACGACUUGCCGAUAUCAAUGGUGAUGGUCGCGACGACCUUGUCUUUGUCGAUUUGGUUGAUUCUACACUCACGGCGUGGAGCAAUGAUGGAGCCACAGGACAAUUUGGAGAUGAUGCAGCAGGUACCAGCGCAUUUCGCUGGACAUUGAAAGGGCAGGUGUCCCCAGCGACAACAACAAGAGGCGCCUGUGUCGAGUUUGCCAAUAUCAACGGAGUUGACAGAGCAGAUUCGGUUCUCAUCUACCCCGACACCAAUCAACAGUUCGUAAAGCUCAACACCUGCCCGGGGCUCAACCCCGUGGAGCCUCACCUACCUACACCACCAGCGAUGACAUACCCAUGAUCGUAUAGUCUAAGUCAGACGAGAUCGGAGAUUUGGGACAGGAAACAACGCACUUCCAAGCUUUAAGCGAGGGAAGCAAUAGAUAUACUUUCCAAACCAUCUUUGACAAGACAUGUGGCAGAAGUACCAAAUGAAUCUAUCUUUGUCUAAAUUAUUGUUGGUUGCACGCUCUCUCUACCUGACCAUGCCUGCAAAAUCUAACAGUCGAGUUCUAUCAUUGGAAGGAGGUGGGUGGAGGUGCUGACCAGAAGUCUACCCGCAACGGGGGCGGGCUUAAUACAUAAUAUAUCGCUUCUGAUCAAGCAGUGGUCUCUAAUGACAGGCUGUUCUUCUCGGGAAGGAAGUCCGGAGAGGUAUCUGUAGUGUUAAGAUCCAUACUGAACAGCACAUCAAAAUACUUUUAAUUUUGCUGGUCUAAAGAGAGCUCCAAGGAUGCUUCUCUUCAAAAGUGUAUUACGAGGAUGGAUAUUGGUGAAAAAGUACAUGAAGAAUAGAUUCUUAAUAGAUAUCACAGUCUCCUAACCAUCCUGUCCACACCGACAAUGCCUUGGGAUGUCCUAAGCGCGUUCCAUCAUGUUUCAAUUUAGGUAGUUCUCGAUCCUGGGAGUUGUCAAAUCAGCAAGUCUGGUCCGAUUAGGCUUGACUGACCUGACUUUCCCUGUGGCCGGCUCGUAGCGCACAGAUGGCAUUGAUAUAGGGGUUUGCAAGUAGCUGCAAUCGACGUGAUCCCCACAAGCAUCCGGCGAUGUCAAAAAAAAAGUUCGUUUCCAGGAUUUUGUCACUUAGAUAUCGACUUGUACACCGCCUUGUUCAAUGCGACUUUCGAUCGGCCUUCUCUCAUACAAUUGUAAAUCUCGAGUCGAGAAAUACAUGAGUCCAUCCGAGCAUCAGAUAGUACAGGCUCUGGUGAGCCAUCCAUGGUCCUCUGGGAUCCAUGCACCGUCUUAACAACCACCACAUCCGUGAGUUUCUCCAUGCCAUCCAAAAUGUCAUGCAACGCGCGCUCUUGCUCAGAGUCUUCCAUGCUCAGAAGAAAAUCGCAGUCAAAAGCAGCAAGUACAAGGUUCUGCUGCAGCGAGACAGAGCUCUUGAUGUCUCGAAUGACUUUCCGAUUCUGCAUUACCCAUGGAUUUGAUUUGCCGGAUGGUACCAAGUGCCUACAGCCUGGUCCGAAGAACAGAGUGUCUCUAUCAAAAUCGAGCAGAACAGCUUGAGAACAGUACCCAAACUGGAUCUGUUGGUAGAACUGGAUUGUGCUGUAUCGAGACUCUCGACAUGCGUGAAGAAUGGCUGGCGCUCCUGACUUCGAUGUCACAGAUCGGGCUCGAGACAUCCAUGUCAGCUCGAUGACGCGAGGCGGUGGUAAGGCGAAGAUCCAGACUCUCAAGCGCAACUCCGGAGGAAGCUGGCCGAAAGCGUGGAAUGAGGUCAUUAUGGAUUCCAUGCUGUGCGCACUUUUGGGGAAAAGAAAUUGUAAUUUUGAGAGUAAUAGAAGUUUGACAA